This is a messenger RNA of Drosophila bipectinata, 870 nucleotides long. RefSeq names its product lysophospholipase-like protein 1. Lineage: Eukaryota; Metazoa; Arthropoda; Insecta; Diptera; Drosophilidae. The record is from RefSeq and is a predicted model, not a curated record. Gene Ontology annotation, molecular function: palmitoyl-(protein) hydrolase activity; carboxylic ester hydrolase activity. Gene Ontology annotation, biological process: protein depalmitoylation. Gene Ontology annotation, cellular component: cytoplasm.
GCUGGUCACUCUGUUGCACUUUGAUUAUAUUUUGUCCGUGCAAUAACCUUCCAAAAGUUGAAUUAAACAUGACGCCUGCCCUUAAAACCAUCAAUGCCACUGGCAAACAUACUGCUUCUGUGAUAUUCUUCCAUGGAUCCGGGGACACCGGCCCGAAUGUGCUGGAAUGGGUGCGCUUUUUGCUCGGCCGGGAUCUGGAGUACCCGCACAUAAAGAUAAUCUAUCCCACGGCACCGCUUCAAAAGUACACACCGCUGGAUGGUCAGCUGUCCAACGUGUGGUUUGACCGGAAAUCUGUCAACAUUGCCGCCCAAGAAAGCAAGAAGAGCAUGUCCCGAUGCUACGAUUCGGUGAAUAAACUAAUCGACGAAGAGGUGGCCAACGGAAUUCCAUUAAAUAGAAUUAUUGUUGGCGGAUUUUCCAUGGGUGGAGCUCUGGCCUUGCACACCGGCUAUCAUUUGCGUCCCGAACUGGCUGGGGUCUUCGCCCACUCUUCGUUCCUUAAUCGUGGCUCUGUCGUUUACGAAUCCCUUCAGAAUCGCUCACAAGCUCUGCCAGAACUCAGGAUGUUCCACGGGGAACGGGAUACCCUGGUACCACAGGAGUGGGGCAAGGAAACAUUUGAUACUCUUAAAAAACUUGGGGUCAAUGGCACAUUCCAUCCGCUAAGGAACACACUGCAUGAACUGAAAACCGCGUCACUGACGGAUCUGCAGCAAUGGAUCCUGGAAAAGCUUCCACCGCUGGACAAACAUGUUCAAAAUAAACUUUAACUGUGUUUGGCAUAAAACCCGUACAAUUGGCAGCAGCGCAGAGACAAGCCUUUCCUUCGUUUAUGUUUUUGGACUGCCCCUCUCCGCCGUAGUGGAA